Messenger RNA from Salvelinus namaycush (lake trout), 6272 nucleotides. Its product is annotated as collagen alpha-2(IV) chain-like. Gene Ontology annotation, molecular function: extracellular matrix structural constituent. The transcript is spliced from 33 exons. Bases 1 to 4566 code for a protein of 1521 amino acids. The record is from RefSeq and is a predicted model, not a curated record. Lineage: Eukaryota; Metazoa; Chordata; Actinopteri; Salmoniformes; Salmonidae. Gene Ontology annotation, cellular component: basement membrane; collagen trimer.
AUGUCGGCCAUGGAGAUGGAGAGCCCACAGUCCUUGGGUCCUGGAGGUCCUAAAGGAAAGCCUGGUGACAUCGGCCCCAGUGGUCCUGAUGGAUUCCUUGGUAAUCCAGGUCCCCCCGGUCCCCCUGGUCCUGUAGGCAUCACGGGUCCACCCGGACCUCGAGGCGUGCCCGGCGACGAGCCUCUAGUAGGCUCAUCUAUUACCACUAUCUACAAAGGAGAUAAGGGCGAUGUGGGCCCGCAGGGAGACCCAGGCAGGCCCUUGGUCAAUGGAGUGGUGGAGUUUGUGGGCUUUCCUAAAGGAGACAAAGGACCUGAGGGUCCUUUUGGCUAUCCUGGCGAGAAGGGAGAGAAUGGAAUUCUGGGGUAUCCAGGGGGACGGGGUCCUCCUGGUUUUAAUGGACCUCCCGGAUCUCCAGGAAGACCGGGAUUCACAGGCAGUCCAGGGUUCCCCGGGCAACAAGGCUACAGUGGACCUAAGGGUGACCAGGGGGAACAGGGGCCUCCCGGACCCCCCAUCUACGCAGACACACAAGGGUUGGCUGUUCAAGGAGCACCAGGUGACAACGGUAUCGACGGAUUCCCCGGCCAACCAGGUGACGCUGGCACUCCAGGGUUUCCAGGACAACCAGGACGACCAGGCGACUCCUUCGGCGAUAGUCGAGGAGGCAGCCCAGGGUUCCCUGGUACCUUAGGGCCUAAGGGAGAGAGGGGUAACCCCGGCAGACAGAGCUACGGCCCUGAGGGCCUACCAGGAGGACAAGGCUUACCAGGACCCCCCGGACCUCCCGGACCACCAGGCAGAUCUGUCAACAUCCAGCCCGGCAGGUUUGACAAUCUACCAGGAGCGACAGGACGACCAGGAGGCCAGGGACCACCUGGAGCCAGCGGAUACAAAGGACCCAAAGGGGAACUGGGUGACUGUAACUGCCUGGGAGGAGGCACCACGGGUGGGGUGGGGGCACCGGGGGCUCCUGGGUCUGAUGGAAGACCCGGGGCCUUCGGCAGGAAGGGUGAAAGCGGAGACCCAGGCAUACCCGGUUUCGGAGGACAACCAGGAACACCUGGCCGUGUUGGCGAGAGGGGUUUCUUCGGGCGUAAAGGAGAAAAGGGUGCCUCCUUCUACCCCUCGUUCAGCCGAGGGAUCAAGGGUGAACUGGGGGCCCAGGGCCUUCGAGGGCCCCCUGGAAACAUGGGCCGACCCGGGAGAGACGGACUUCCUGGGUCCCCCGGACAGCCUGGGCCUCCUGCUGAUGUUGAUAGCUAUGGGACCAUUGGGGAGAGAGGAUUCCCAGGGUUCUCAGGCGCCAAAGGUCGCGCCGGGGAACCUGGAGAGAACGGGAUUGGCUACCAGGGUUCCAUCGGCGCCCGUGGGUUUCCAGGCGACUCGGGCUUUGCGGGGUUACCAGGACAACCUGGUUUACCUGGCCCUCCAGGUUUCCCUGGCCCCAGAGGAGAUGCGGGGGGGCCAGGUAUCCCAGGCGAGGGUCGUCCAGGGGCCCCAGGGAAGAACGGGUUCCCGGGGCGGCCGGGGGAGAAGGGCCGGCGGGGGGAGGUGCUGGGGUCCUCAACAGGUCUCCCUGGAUCACCUGGGUUCCCAGGAGGACCAGGAGACAAGGGAGAGCCAGGAGCAUCAGGACUUCCUGGAGGAUCAGGUUUUGAUGGUCGGUCGGGCAUUCCCGGAGCCAAGGGUGAGCGCGGUACGGAUGGCUACCCCGGAGCUCUAGGUCUUCCCGGACUUCCUGGAGACAGAGGCAAUGGAUUUCCCGGUCCUGCUGGACCAGCCGGAAGCAAAGGAUUACCCGGAUCUCCAGUGUGCCUUCUCGAUCCCCACCCAGGCUACCCCGGUUUAAAAGGAGCCAGAGGUGACGCGGGCUUCCCAGGCCCAACUGGGAGGAAGGGACAGCCAGGACAACCAGGAGGGGGUGGAUCAUCAGGACUCAGGGGCCUUCCGGGACCCCCGGGCCCCGGGGGAAGAAACGGGUUCCCUGGGGGACCAGGAAGGAAGGGCGAGAGCGGUUACCCUGGACUGGCGGGUUUCCCCGGAAUGCCAGGUAACCCUGGAAGACCCGGUGGACCAGGAGGUAAAGGAGCUCUGGGGUUCUCAGGAAAAGACGGCCUGCCCGGUGACUUCGGAGCGCCAGGACCUAAAGGUGACGAAGGUUACCGUGGUCUCCCUGGCCCACCCGCUCUGCCCCCCAUAGUAGAUUACCUGGAGAAGGGACAGAGGGGCGACAACGGUGCCAAUGGACUACCUGGUUUCCCUGGACCUAGAGGUGACAAGGGUUUCCCAGGCCAGCCUGGUCGUCAGGGUCUGCCCGGGCUGCCUGGUUAUGCUGACAGGGCUAAAGGAGAACCAGGACUUCCCGGUCUCCCCGGACGCCCAGCCGGGCCAGGCUACCCAGGCCCUAAAGGAUCUCCCGGUAUCAUCGGCUUCCCUGGCAUGCCUGGACCAAGGGGUGACGAUGGCAGGCCUGGUUUCCCUGGUAACCCUGGAGUGUCUGGUCAGCCAGGUGCUAAAGCAACCAACUUUCUAUGGCUUGGUUUACCUGUACCUUGUCAGUGUAAAGGAUUUGUGUUGGUUAAGUUCUUACCUGUAUCUUGUCAGUGUAAAGGUUUUGUAUUGGUUAAGUUCUUACCUGUUUCUUGUCAGUUUAAAGGUUUUCUAUUGGUUAAGUUCUUACCUGUAUCUGUAUGGUCCUCAGGGGAGAGAGGUGACUCGUCCGGCUACCCCGGAAGUCCCGGAGCUAAAGGUGAGUCCGGAACCCCCGGUUACCCAGGUGGCCAAGGUGCUAAUGGCGCCCCCGGCGACAACGGUUUCCCAGGGGGCCCUGGGUUCAGCGGACAGAAGGGAGCACCGGGAGUUCCUGGAAGACCCGGACUCUUGGGUACCCCUGGUUUCACUGGGGCUAAGGGUCUGAACGGAUACCCAGGAGGAAGAGGUCUCGACGGGACGACUGGCCGCCCCGGCUCCCCUGGAUCAUCUGGAGAAAAAGGUCUGCCGGGAUCUCCUGGUCUUGAUGGACUCAACGGACUGGCUGGACCGAACGGUAUACCAGGAACCCCGGGUUAUAGUGAGGAGGGUCGCCCCGGCACCCCUGGAGCGGCCGGUCUGAAGGGAGAGAGGGGAUCCUCCAUCCCAGGACCCCCGGGAUACAACGCGGAGAAGGGAGCGAGAGGAGAGUCAGGGGGUCCUGGUAUGACGGGCUUCCCAGGCCUGCCUGGUCGUCGUGGGGAGACAAUCGGCUCCUAUAUCCCUGGACCUCUGGGAGACCCAGGCCUGCCCGGACUCGAUGGAGAAGAAGGUUACGGUGGUCCUCCAGGCCCCCCAGGCCCACCGGGGCCCAGUACGGCCCAGGGAGACAGAGGUGACGCUGGGCUACCUGGCUUCCCCGGUACCCCUGGGAGACGUGGAGACCCUGGAGGUCCCGGUGGUCCAGGAAGGGAAGGCAGCCCUGGGUUCAAUGGAGAGAGAGGCGACUCUGGGUACAGUGGAGUGUCAGGAACCAAAGGCUACCCUGGAGAUACAGGAUAUUACGGAGGGAAAGGACCCAAAGGAAAGAAAGGUUAUUCUGGUCGUAAGGGGGCCCCAGGUAUAACUUUACCCCCCACGGGCGUCCAGACUACCUACGGAGAUGUGGGAGGCCCUGGGCUCAACGGAGCUCCAGGCGCCAUGGGAGAAUCAGGCAAUCCCGGCAUUCCAGGCAGAGGGGGUCCUAAAGGAAGGCCCGGUGCGGUGGGGAAGCUGGGGAGGAACGGAGGGUCAGGUCAGGAUGGACCUCUGGGAGACCCUGGUUCUCCUGGUUUCCCUGGACCUUCCGGAUCACAAGGUCUGCCUGGUAAGCGUGGUCUGCAGGGUCCCCCUGGCAGUGUGGCCCGCAGCAGGAGUGUUGGUUUCACCCUGGUGAAACACAGUCAGAACAGCCAGGUACCCAUGUGUCCCCAGGGCAUGUCCCGGCUCUGGGAGGGAUACAGUCUGCUGUACGUAGAGGGGCAGGAGAAGGCCCACAACCAGGACCUCGGUAUGGCGGGCUCCUGCCUCCCCCGUUUCAGCACUGUCCCCUUCCUCUACUGCACACCCAACGAGAUCUGUUACUACGCCAGCCGCAACGACAAGUCCUAUUGGCUGUCCACCACUGCGCCCAUCCCAAUGAUGCCGGUGGGAGAGGAGGCCAUCAGCCAGUACAUCAGCAGGUGCUCCGUGUGCGAGGCCAUGUCCCAGGCUGUGGCCGUCCACUCCCAGGACCUCACCAUCCCCACCUGCCCUGCUGGCUGGAGGUCCCUCUGGAUCGGGUACUCCUUCCUCAUGCACACAGCUGCCGGGGCAGAGGGCGGAGGCCAGUCCCUGGUGUCACCCGGGUCCUGUCUGGAAGACUUCCGUGCAACUCCCUUCAUCGAGUGUAACGGGGCUAAGGGCACCUGCCACUUCUUUGCCAACAAGUACAGCUUCUGGCUGACCACGGUGGAGCCUAACCGGGAGUUCAACCCCCCUCCGAUGGACACGCUGAAGGGAGGCAACCAACUCAGCAGAGUCAGUCGCUGUCAGGUCUGCAGUAAGAUCUUGUAGCCGGGAGAAGAGUCGAAGAUAGAGAGAAGAAAUGGAAAACAGAGAGACUGAAACAACAAAAGAGAGAGGGUGAUGAUUACUUCUCAGAAAGAAAAAGAGAGAGGAGGUUAAAAAAAAAAACAUUCCCCCUUUAAAAAAAAUAUUGACCAAAUGACUGAGUGAAUUUAAGCCCCCUCCCCUGCUUCAUCCCAGGAUCUCACUUGGGGUGUAAAGGUGUCCUGAAGGGCCAACGAGGGCACUUCUGUGGGUUUAUGAUGCGCGAAUAUAGAUGUUGGAGAGAGGGGGAUGGAUAUAGAACGAAAGAGAGAGAGGGGAUGGAUAUAGAAGGAGAAAGAGAGAGGGAGGGAUGGAUGGAGAGAUGCGGGGUCUUGGUUUUGAUUGCUCUGCACUAGGAUAUCACUGACAGUGUUGCUAUAGCUACUGCAUUGUUGUAUAUGUGUCUUUAUUUGGGUGUUUUCUCAUUACUAUGGUUACGUGGUCUGAAAACAUUCACGGCUACCUAGUGCAACCGCAAACCAACCCUUCGGAGCACACUGAACCGUUUCCCCUUCCUGGUUGCGUCCCAAAUGGCACCCUAUUCCCUAGUACACUACUUAUGGCUUGGGCUCCAUAGGCCUCUGGUCACAAGUAGUGCACAAUAUAGGUUUCCAUUUGGGACAGAUGCCUUCUCUACCAUAACAACAACAACUACAGUCAUAAACCUGAGAGACUUGCUAUACUGUACAUACCUAUUUACUGCUAGCCAACCGCUUUUAUACUCACACACCCACCGAUGAUAUCUUUGAUGUCUGAGAUACAGUAAGACUCUAUUAUUACCAAUAUGUCAUUUGUUUUAUGUUACCCUACUCCGGGACUCAACUUGACAACAGUUUGGAAAAAGGCACUUUUAAAAUACUAGAAUGACGAGACCAUGUAUGUGAAUGUAUUGCACUGAUGUGAAUUCCAAUAAUGGGUAAGAUAUAAAUGUCAGUCAGUCUGUAACAGUCAGUCUGCAACGUUUGACUUGUGAAUCAAACGUGUGCCUUUUCAGUUUAGCUAUAGUGACGGACGGUGAAGAUUUAGGUUCUCGCCACCACCACAGAAACGAACCUAUAAGCUCUUCGAUUCACUGCUGGCACACAAAUCAUCAACAACAACAUGAUUAUUAUGGUUAUUUCAUCUCACUCCACCAUUUCUGUUUCCGCCCACAGUGAGAUCCUGAUAGUUGUGUUAAGGGGUGGGACUUGUAAUGCAAAUGUACUGUAACUGCCACAGAGCGGAGAGGAUACCACAAGAGCGUUGGGCCAGUAACCGAAACGUUGCUGGUUCGUAUCCCUAGCUGAUUAGGUGACAAAUCUGCCGAUGUGCCCUUGAGCAAGGCACUUAACCGUAAUUGCUCCUGUAAAUCACUCUGGAUGAGAGCAUCUGCUAAAUUAGUAAAAUGUCAAAUUAAAGUUGCUUAAUGGCAAUUACAUUUUCCCAAGAAAAACACAAAGGAGGGUUUUUUGUAAUAAAAACCCUCCACCCAUCAUGCUCAAGCCAAAACAUACAAGUACGCAAUAACCGCUUGGAAGUAAUCCCAAACUAACGACAAACACAACACACACACUUCUUCGUUACACCGUACCCAAACCGGUCGUGCGCGUGCGCAAAUUGAUUUUGUCACACCAAAUGCGAUCACGACAUGCAGGUUAAAAUAUCAGAACAAACUCUGAACCAAUUAUAUU